Sinocyclocheilus anshuiensis is the source of this 13110-nucleotide messenger RNA. Its product is annotated as pericentrin-like. Lineage: Eukaryota; Metazoa; Chordata; Actinopteri; Cypriniformes; Cyprinidae. Gene Ontology annotation, biological process: signal transduction. The transcript has 55 exons. The record is from RefSeq and is a predicted model, not a curated record. Gene Ontology annotation, molecular function: molecular adaptor activity.
UGUUGAAAAUUACACUGACAGUUACUCCUUAGGAAAAUCUCUGAACUCACAAAACAUUACAAAAAAUUCGUUUAAGGAGUUUUAGAGAAACGCAGUUUCAGUCUGAUUGGCGUCCCCUUGAGUGUUUCCUUCAUUCCCAUGAAAUUCCUUGAUCCAGGAAAUGGAUCAGGAUGAAAGGCAGAGAAAAUUAGAAGCCGGACGAGCAAAGCUUGCUCACUUUAGACAGCGCCGGGCAAAAAGCGAAAGUUCGAGCUCGCAGAAAAAGACGCCGAAGAGGAAGGGCCAAACUGUCCAGACGAAUGACUGGUCAGCGCAAGAUUGCCACCUAGAGGAACCAGAGACAGACGAUUGUCAUGGAGAGAUCAACAAGGAAUACUCAGAGGCAUCACUCAGACCUGAUGGCACAGAGAGCAGUGUUCCAGAGGUCCUUCAGUGCAGCAGAGAGGAGGAUGAAACUGAUGCCUCUGCCAGAGACCCAGAAGAGGACCUCUGUUCAGAGUCAGAGCUGCCCGAUCAAGCAGAGGAUAAACUUGCAGGAAUGAUUAUAGUUGCACAUACUGACAAAGAACAACUAAAGCGAUUACAGGCUGCAGUAGAAAAACGGAAUGAGAUCAUAUCACAGCUUAGUGAGAACCUGCAGGUGGCGCUGCAGAGCAGAGACCAGGUACAGCUGGAGGCACAGCAGCUCACUGGUCAGAUUCAGGCACUACAACAGCAGCUACAGCAGGCUAAAGAAUAUCUACGUAGCAAAAGUCAAGGGAGUGUGGAUCUGACCCAGGCUGUUCAGAAUCGGCUGCAUGUACAAUUGGAGGAGUCGCAACCGAUGACCAAGGAGCAACAGUGCCUUUUGGCCCAAAAAGAAACUGAGAUCACAGACCUGCAACAGAAAUUGUGUGUCAUGGAAAAAUCCCUCUCUCAGCUUCAACAUGCCUUUACCCAGAGAAGUGGUGAUCAAAAAGAUCUAAGACUUGACCAACAUGGUAGUUUAGAUUUAUCCACUGUCAGCCCUCUGUUCCCAGACAACAGUCUUGACUCAGACUCUGAAGCUUUAAUGCAAAGCUUUAGAGCUGAGCUAGAGGAAGAGCGUAAGAACAGCCAGCGAGCUCAAGAACAAGUAGAAGCAUUUCAGAAGAGGGUACAGAGUCUGGAGAGUGAGAAGACCCUGAUGGAAGCUCAUCUGGCUGCAGUUAAUGAAACACAAGCCCAGGAAGCCCAGAAAUAUAAAGCAGAGAAAGAUAAACUGAACCAAGAAAUGGCUAGAUUAGAUAACCUUGUGAAGGAGCUUCAAAAUCGUCUUCAUGAAGAGGAGGAGACGGGACGCCAUAUGCGUUCCAAAUAUGAAGCCGAUAUUUCCAAUUAUGAUCUCAGGCUUCAGACUCUGGAGGAGGAAAGGGAAUUGAAUGUAGCCCAGCUAACCGAAGCUCAUGAGGCUGCUCUUAGUCGCCUGCAGAAGGAGCACUCUGAUGAGAUCCAUCGCAUCCAGGAGCUUCUGAACCAGGCCCAAAGUCAGCAUACCGAUUCUCAUCAUAAUGUUUCCAAAAACUUUGGUGCAGACGUAACCUGGAAAAAAGUCUCCAAAGAGCUUUACAAUGAGGAGACAGCCACUGAGAGUGCAGGCAGAGAUGACUAUAGUUUUGACGUCCCUGCAGGGGGUUUCCAGGAUGUUCUGAUGGAACGUUACUUGGCCUCUGAAGGGCCUCAAGAAAGCUCAUUAAUUGAAGGGAGUAUGGAGGAAUGUAGCCUGAUGGAAAACUCUGAGACGUCCAGGUUUGAGCUAGACAGUGAGGUAAUAUUUCACGCUUCAGAUGUCCCUAACAAUGUCACAUCUGAUGGUGAUAAGUCAGAGCCAAGACUGUCUGUAGUUCAUAGCAUUGAAGUGCCCCAACCUGAUGAAAUGUCCUUCACUGAUGCCCAGUGGCAAAACUCAACCUCAGUUGUUGAAGAGCUGAAUGAUAGCGCAGGCACUGUGGACUUGGCAAAAGAGCUUCUAAUCCAGCAGUGCCGAGACCUGUCAGAGCAGUUAGAAGAGCAGGAACGACAGCUCGAGGUUCUUCAAGAGGAGGUUCAGCACUCUGCUGAGGAGGUUGAGGAGGCACGGGAGCAUUGGAGCAAAGCUUCAGAGGAGCUUGAAGAAGCUAAGUGGGAGCUGGAGAUGGAACGUGAGAAAAGAAUUCAGUAUGAGGAAGUUAUCAGCCAGAAAAUGCAUGAAGAAGACAACUUCAAGAACGUACUGAGUCACCUGCAGACCCAGAAACAGCUGCAGCUUCAAGACAAUGAAAGGUUAAUGCCUGACAACACUGACUCCAAUAAGACCUCAAUCUUUUUAUCUAUAGAGGAGUUGUUAAAGGAACUAAAGGAGGAAAAUGCCCAAUUGGUGCUACAGCUCAAAUGUCAGGAGCAGCUAGUGAAGGAUGUCCAUGAGCAGAAACCAGCAUUGGACUCUAUAAAUAGUGAGCUUUCCUCUUUGCAAGCUCAGAGAGAUGAAUUUCUACUUCAGCUGGAGCAACAAAGGGAAAAAAACCAAGCUACUUCAGUGCUGCUUGGUCAAAGGACCUUGCAGGUGGACCAAGCCAAUAAAGAGCUUCAUCAGCUUAAAGCUGAAGUGGAAGAGAAAGUUGGAAGGUUGCAGAACUUGGAGAAAGAGAAGACAGACCUUGAAUCUAAGCUAAUGUGCCUUAAAGAGAACCUCAACAACAUGGAAGAGGAGAAAGCUACCCUUGAAAGAUGUCUCCAAGCUUUGGAGGACCAAGCAAAGAGCAUGGAGGUGGUUCUAGAAUCAGAACUGAAGAACUUUGAGCACCAACUUGAAUCAAAGGAUGCAGAGCUCAAGGAAGUUAAGGAAGCACAAGAGAAGGCAGAAGAGGAAUACAUGGAAAAGGAGAGUGCCUUAAUGAAAGAGCUCAUCACAGUCAAACAGGAUCUGGAAGAAAAACAGAAGCAACAUGAGGAGGAGAAGAGAAUUCUGGAAAAGAAACACCAGAAAGAGGUUAAAUACUUGAAUGUACGUUUUGAGCGGGAACAUUCUGAACAGUCUACUCAUCUGGAAGAUGAGCAGAAGAGACAGAUCAGCUUGAUUAAACAGGUCUAUGAACGAGAGCAUGAGAGGGAGCUGACGCAGCUGGCAGCCCAACAUAGUGAGGAAAUCCGCAUACUUAAAGAUGAGCUCUCCAGGGAGCUGCAAGACGGCCUGGAGGCUGCACACCAGGCUGAGCUGCUCCAAACACAAAGCCAGCACAACCUGGAGCUGGAAGCCUUGCGUCUGAGCUUGACCAACUUGCACACUGCUCAGCUGGAGCUUUCUCAAACCAACAUGCAGAAAGAUAAGGAAGUGGCCCUCAGUGAGCUGCAGACCAUGUUACGAGAGAAAUGGGCACAGGAAAGCGCCAUGCUGCAGACGCGCCAACAGUUUGAGCUGGAGAGAAUCCGGGGGCAGAGCCAAGAGCAGGAUCAAAGAAACCAGCGACUGCACCAACAAGAGAUUGAUAAUCUGAACCGGGAAUGGGAGAAGGGCGUUUUGGAAGAGAAGAGCUUAGUGGAACAGUUGCAGGCCUGUAAACUAGAGGAUCUAAAGGCUGAGUUGCUCUUGGAGGCUGAGAAGGUCAAGACAGAACUCCAGAGUCAAUUAAAUGAUGCGCAUCAUAAACUGAGUGAGACCCAGGCAGCUUUCACUGAGGCUGAAGUAGCUCUGUCUGAGACACAGGGUAGGCUAGAAGAACUGCAGAGUUCCAGAGAUCAAGAUGUCAAGAAUCUGGAGAAAGAGCUCAAGCAGGCCUUGACUGACAGAGAUGCUGCUGCAUGUGCAGUUGAGGAGUUGGUUGCAUGUCAUAAGGCAGCACUGCAGGAGAAACGGGAACAUUCCCGAGCCCUGGAGCAGAGAGGAAAAGAGCUGAAACAAGAGGUUGACCGUCUACAGUCAGAAAAGGAGGAACUGAAGACCAAUUCAGAACAGGAGAUCUCAAACCUCUGGUCCCAGCUGGAGAGCAUGAGAACCAACAGACAGGAUCUCGGAGAGCUGAAAGAGCAGUUGCUGGCACGCUCAGCGCGGGUUGAUGACAUUGAGCGACUAAAACAAGAGUUCACUCAGCAGCGGCAGGAAAUCAAAGAGCAGAAUGAGAUCGAGCUGGAAAACCUCCGUACCUAUUUCGAGCAGAGAUUCCGGGUCACAGAAGAGAGUCAUCGGGAAGAAAUCGCACUCCUGCAGCUGCGCCUUGUAGAGGGAGCCCUGGAGGACUCGGUGCUCAAGACUGGAGAUGCAAGCUUUCUUUCAGAAGGGAAGAGUGACGAUGACAGGAGUGAUGCUAUGGAAGAGAUCACAAGACAACUAGAGAAAAACAAGGAGGAGCUGGAUUCCCUGCGGCUCCAGUUAGAGGAGAGACACCAGCAGGAACUGGAACAGCUGCGGUCCAGUAUGGCUCUGACUUAUAAAGAAGAGCUACUCCAGGCUCAAACUUAAAUAUAUAAAACAAUUAUUAUAUAUAAAAAAACAUUGUUUUAAAUAUUUUUCUCUUUUUCAUCAGAAAUAAACAAGAUACGGCUACAGUCUGCACAGGAAGUAGCGAGGCAGGUGGUGGCUGAGGUGAAGGAGAGGACUCAUGAGCACCAGGCCAGGGUGACCCAGCUGGAGACCCAGCUAUCUCAGCUCUCCCUAAUGCACUCAGAGGAACUGGAAAAAGUGGUGGCGCAACACCGAGAGCAGCUCAGACAGAUGGAGGAGACCCAUCAGAAAGAUGCUACUGAAGAGAUGAGGGUGCGCCUUGAAGAAGUGCAGAAGGCAGAGAGGAAUCGUGUGAGUGAGGAGUUCACUAAAGAGCAUGCCCGGCUGAGGGAGCAACUCCAAAUUCUGGCUGAGGAGCGCUUGGCAUCCCAGAGAGAGGAGCUUCAGAGAUCUGCCCUUAAAGAGAAAGGGGCAUUGGAGCAGAGGCUUCUAGAGGUCCAAAAGCUCCUUGAUGUGGAAAAGGAGAAGCUUCAAGCCCUGCAAAGGAGUUUGGAGUGUGAAGAGAGCCCUCAGGUGGUGGCGUUGAAGCAGAAACUCCAGGCUCAAUACGACAGAGAGAUGUCCACUGCUAAGAGUGCCAUGGCAGCAGAGGUGAAAGAGCUGAAUGUUCUACUUCAGGAUCAGAUAGAGAGCAAGCUACAAGAGGCCCUCUGCAGGCACCAAGAAGAGCAGAAACAACUGGAAGAGAAGUUGACCCUUCAGAGAGAUGCUGCCCUUGAUCAACAGAGAGAACUGCAUGCUGUGGAGCUGCAGGCCCAGAAAACGCUCCUGGAUGAGAGAGCUGCACAAUUAGAGCGUCUUGAAAAGGACUGUCAGGAACUCAAAAUACACCACUGGGAGGAACUGGAAUCACUGAGGACCAAUCACAAAAUGGCCUUGGAGACCUUUGAGAUGGAGCUUACAAAUAAACACAAGGUAGAGCUUGACAGAUUGGAGGCGGUCCUUCAGGAGACCAACCUGGCACAGCUUGAAGCUCAAGAGGCGGAGCUUCAGGCACGACACAAACAGGAGAGGGAGGAGCUUGAGGAGAGGCUGUUGGCGAACAUGGAUACACUGGAGAGCACGUUCUUGAAAGAAAUUCAGGCAGUACGGGACGAGAAGGAAAGAGAACUACGUGACCUUGUAGAACACUAUAUUGGAGAGAUUGAAAGGGUGAGAAAGGAGGAGCAAACCAUCAGAGAGGACCUCAGAAGUGAGCUUGCUAUGGUCCAUAUGGAUAAAUUCAGUGCCAUGGCAGCAGAAUUGAAUCAAGCCCAUCAGGCGGAGAUCUCUGAAGCAGUCUCCUCUCAGAGGGCUGCUCUGGAGGAUGAGCAUAGAUCUGCUCUGGAAGCUCUUCAGCAACAAGUAGUUGCUUUAGAGGAGCAGCAUAGCGCCGCCCUUCUGGAGAUCACUGAUCUUGCCACUGCAAUGGAAAAGCAACAUGAGCAACAACUGGAUGUGCUGGCUAAUCAAUAUCAGCAACAGCUACAGGAGUUAAGAGGAGUGUCUGCCAGGGAGCUGGAGGCUCUCCGUAGGGAAUUAGAGGAAGACGCGUCAAGGCAACGCCUCCACUUCCUGGAAGAGGCAGAGCUUCUCAAGUGCAAGUCUGAGGAGCUGUUGCAGCAGAAAAUUGCUCAGUUAAAGGAGGAGAGUGACCAGGACAAGGCUGCUGCUCUUGAAGAGCUGGAAAGGACUUUAAGACAGAAACACGAGCAAACUGAACUCGCCUACAGUGACAAGAUGAGCCAACUCAAUGUGCAGUUACAGCAGCUGGACACUGUAGUGUCACAGCUACGAGCAGAGGUGAGCGGGCUGCAGGUUGAGCUAGAGGGCAAGCGGGCAGAGAUGGACACGCUGGAGACACUCCUGCAACGCAGAGACCGGGAGAACCAGGAGGGAGACAAUCUACUGGCCAUGCUCAGAGCUGACCUCAACACGGCCUCACAGCAAAGACAAGACCUGCAAACAGCACGUGACAGACUACAGCGGAUGCUCAUAGAGAUGCUUCGAAUCACUAUGGCAACGGAAGAGAACAUCAACCACAAGUUAGGGGCUUGUGUGUCAGGUGGUCAGGCUGGAGACAAAACGCCCAGCUCUAUGACAGCCAGCAGUAGCCGUGAUUCACGUGAAAUGGGAGAGGUGAUUGGUGUAGAAGGAGAUGCUGAUUGUAGCGUGUGGUCUUCGGCUGUGGACGAGGGGUUGGAAUUGUCUCAGAGGCUGUGUGAGAGUGUGUUCUCUGGGCCGGAGGGAGAGAUGGAGGCGGAAGGCGAGGAGCUCAUGCUGGGUGCCUGUACACGUCUACGCACUGCUGUAGAUAAACUAUUGGAGCUGCUCUCUGAGUCCUCACAGCAGUUGGAGCAGAUGUGUGGUCUACAGGCUGUGCUAAAUGAGNGGUUCAGAGAUGGCGGUGAGGCCGGAGCGUCUCUGCUGUUUCAGAACUCUCGGCUCCUGGAGCAGCUGGAUCAUGAGGCCAGCCUGAAGAGCCAGUUACAACUGGAGCUGCACAAGGCCGAAGGUCUGAUGGAAGGCUACGUAGCUGAGAAAGCCUCUUUGGAGGAGGCCCUUCAGCAGAAAGAGAUGCAGCAGCAGCGUCUGGCAGAGGAGCUGGAGAGCACACGCAUCCAACUGCACCAGCUCAGUGAAAAUCACACCCUCCUCCUGCGUCAGAGAGAAGCCCUUACGGCCGGCCUCGGAGAUACUGAGAAGGCUCUGCUAGUGGAGGCUGAGCGUCUGGGGCAGGAGUGUGUGGAGGUGCAGCGGCAGGCGGAGAAGGAUUGCGGUGGUUUGGCGUCUCGUCUGCAGAUGCUGGAACAGGCCCUGGAGGAGCAGGAGAGCCGUGCGCAUCAGCUGGAGGAACAGCACCGCCUGCAGACUGAGGACCUGCAGCAACACAUUGAUGCUCUGGAGAAACAACUCAAACAUAACCGCCAGUUCAUAGAUGAACAAGCAGUGGAGCGGGAGCAUGAGAGAGAUGAAUUCCAGCAGGAAAUAAAGAAUCUGGAAGCUCAGCUGAGACAUCCAUCGAAAGGAUACACAGGAGGGGACAGCAAGGGUCAGAGGAUUGAGGACUUGGUUCUUCAGGUGGAAAGUCUUCAGGCUCUGAUCAAAGAUAAGAUUGAAGACUAUAGUGUACUGUUGUCAGCAAAAGUGCAGUGUCAGCGUGAUGUGGAAGAACGUAAUGAAGAGAUUGAAAAAUUGGCAGCUCGUAUCCGAGAGUUGGAGCAGGCAUUGCUAAGCUGUGCAGAGUCCAGCCGAACGGUCACACAGCUGGAGCAAGAACUUCAGAAAGCACGCAAGAACCUUCAGGAGCUCACACAGGAUAAAGAAGCUUUGCAGCAGCAGCAGUAUGCUAAUAAACUCCAGAUCUCUGCCCUACAGUCCAAACUUGAUGAGACCAGACACCGUUUCCCUGAUAUGACCCCUGAGCCCAGCCUCCGGGAGCAGCUGGAAGCCACACAACAGGAUCUGCAGACCAAAGAACAACAGGUGGAAUUUCUGUCAGAGCGUAUAAGUGAGCUUGAGAAGGAUUUGGUAGUGAGAGAGGAAAGGUUUGGACAACUAACACUACAGCUGGAGCUCAAAAACAGAGAAAGCAGAGCUACAGAAGAUCAGCUUCACUCACACAUCACGCACCUGCGGGAGACUGUGGAUGCUUUGACAAGGCGACUAGAAGAGGGCAGCGACGAAUCCAUCCUUCAGCUGCCUUCUGCCCUUCUGGAGGAGAAGAUUCUGGAGAUCGACCACUUAAACCAGCAGAUCCUCCAGCUGCAGCAGGAGCUUGAUAUGACCAAUGAUAAUAAGACGCUAGAGGAAAAGCAAGUUGAGAUUGAAGAGCUGCGCUCUCUGGUUGAGCGUCUUCGUUGUGACCAGGAACGUUUACGGCAGGCAAAGGAAGAAGAGACUGAGCAGCUCCAUGAAGUUAUUAACAAGCUUCAAGAGGAGUUGAGCCAGCUUGACCCCAACCAUCAUGAAGUCAGUGACCUCAACACUGACAGCCCCGAGUCAUCGGACUUCCCUUGGACCCCUCAUCCUUGCCAGCAGAAGGUGCCCGAGGAAAGCCUGUGUCAGGAGCUCAGCAGCCACACGCUGCAAUCGUCUCGCGCUCGCUUGCAGGAGUUACAGAUUGAGCUGGAGCGAGCAGCUGGAGAGAAGGACUCUCUUCAGAGACUGUUGCUCUCCCAAGAGGAACAGUAUGGAAGCCAGGUGGAGACACUCGGCCGGAGUCUCGGAGAGGAAAGGGGGAAGGUGGUCGUGUUGGAACAGGAGGCAAAUGAGUUGAAACUCCAGCUAGAGGAGAAGCGGACAGAAGCUGAGAGAUUGGCAGCUCGUGUGGAAGUGUUGGAAGAUACAGAGCAAGCUCAUCAGUCCAGGCUUAGAGAGUCUGAACUCCAGUUGAGAAGGGUGGAGGAGAGAAGAGACAAGGUCCAACAGGAGCUUGGCAGGCUGCAGGAGGAGGUGAAGAACCAGUGUGUUGAGAAGGAGCUUCUGGAAAACCAAAUCUCCAAACUGCAAAGCAAAGAAGAGGAGUAUCAGAAUGAACUUGCCGCUUUACAGUCCAAACUCGAAGAGCUUGAGGAGAGCGUCCAAGUAAGCAAAGCCACCAUCAUUGCCUUGGAGGCAAGCAAAAAAGAACUGUUCAUUGAGAGAGAGGCUCUGAGAAAACGGGAGGGAUGCCUCCAGGAGGAAAUAGAGCGUUUGAAACAGGAAGUGACAUCAAAGACAAAUUACAUAAAAGAACUAUGCGAGCAACAGGAAGAGACUGUGGCUAAACAAGGUGAAGCUCAGAAAAAAGUACUGACAUGUGCUGAAGAGACCUUGGCUAGAGCUGAGACUGCUUUACGUGAGAGAGAAGAGCAGCUGAUCCACCUGAGGGCGGAGCAUGAUGCGCUAAGGGCGGAGCUAGCAGCUGUGAAGGAGGGGCUUAGUACCAGCACAGAGAGAGCGGAGAAGCUACAGGAAGAGGGACAGACGAAAGAUCGUGCAUUGGCUGAUCUCGAGGUCCAUAACCAGCACCUGAAGGCAGAGCUGCGGAGUCUGCAGGAUGACCUGGCUGUGCAAGAAGAAGAGUUGGCCUAUCAGCAGCAGGAGCUAGAGCAGCUCCGACAGCGCUGCAACCUGCAGGACCACCAUCCCAAACACGGCCACCGCUUUCUUGAAGGCCUUUCCCGUGACCCAUCCCUCUCUGCUUCCCUAUCUUCCCCAGAGAUCCUGCGUAGGUUGGACUGCAGUGAAGAGCGCCCCUCUCAUCUGCAGGUAUCUCACCUCUCGGAGCUCAGUGCGCUACACAACGCCACCCUGGAGCUCCACAGCAAGCCUUCACCUAUGGAGCGGGAAAAAGAGAGACCACACGCCAGACAAACUUUUAUCCCACCUUCAGAGGAAGUCCCACCCAGCACACACACUGCAUCCCCAUGCUCACUUACUGUGUCUGAACACCUUUCUGUGCUCGACUCACUGGAUGCAAAUAAGGUUGAUGAAUUGGACAAUUCAGAUGUGACACCAUCUCCACUUGGUUCCACCUCUCCUGUGUCUGUGCCGGAGUGGGUCAGCGAUGGAUACGGCAGCAAUGUGAGCUCAGAGUUGGGAGCCAUGCUGAAGCUUGAGUUGGAGAAUACAGAGCGUUUAGAUGCUCAUUUUGUAGAGUAUCUGCGCUGCAGAGGAAUGUCACCUGGAGAGAAAACGGAUAGUGCUGCAGGCAGUAUGCAUGAGAGCCACGAGGCCCUCACACCUGAGUUACAGGCUAUGUUGAAGCGCGUCUACCAGGAAAGCUGCAGAAUCCUGUCUUUGUCCCAUCGCCCUGCCCCAUCUGGCCAGUCCCGCCCAGAUUCUGAGCCUGCCCCACCCCACUCCUGGCAGAGGGAGAGACGGGCCUUACAGGAGACCAUCCUAUCACUCAGAGAGCUGCUCUGCAGGAUGGCUGACAGGGAACCCAGGACUGACCAGGGGGAUGUGGACUGGAGGCGUGAGCUAUUGCAGGUGGUCCGCAGUGUGUUUGACAGUGAAAGGGAGUGGCUUCACUCUCAGCUUCAGGCUUUCAUGGCAACUACUACUCUGAUGGACCUCACCCCUUUGCUGGAUCAGUUAAAGAAACUGUUUCAGAAGCAGGAGGAGCAGCAGUGGAGAUCCCUAGAGCAGCUGUUCAAUGCAGACCGUCACAGUCUAUUGGCUGAGGUGCGCAGCCUGCAUGCGCAGCUGCAUGCAAGCACCCAGCAGAGUCAGGAACAGCUACGGCAGCUGCAGGAUUCCCUGGACACUGCAAAAGAACAGGGCAUGGAAGUGCAACAUCAACUGCGUAGAGAUGCUGAAGAGCUGGAGUUGCAGCUGCAACAGGAACAGACAGUGUCACAUGAUCUGCGCACCUCUCUGGAAGCUGAGAAAAGUAGGGGAUUGGAGCAGCAGAGGCAGUUAGAGGUGGAGCUUAAGGCUGUGUCAGUGCUGAAGGCUGAGCUAGAGGAGACCAGGCUACAGCUUCAGUCUACAUACAAAAAUCAAGAUGAACUGAAGAGCCAAAAUCAAAAGCUCAGGCAAAAGCUGGAAAAUGUUGAGGCUGAACAUCAAGCCUGUCUACAGGCAUUGGAGAAAGAGCAGGCUAGAGUACAGGAACUGCAGGAGGACCUUCAGCAGCAGCGACUCGUCGACCAGCAGACAGUUGAGCAAAACCACCAAACACAGGAGUCUUUGCACCAAGCUUUGAAUGAGCAAGCAUCGCAUGUCAGUCAGCUUAACUCCGCACUGGAACAGGAGCGCAUCACAUCCAGUAACCUGCGCUCUGAGCUCCAGAUUGAGCAGUCUCGUUGUGAGGCCCUGUUGGCCCAAGAGCACGAACGCACCAAACUUCUGCUUUCCCGCCUGGAGGAGGAACGCUCCCGAUCGGCGGAGCUCUCAGAUUUGCUCUCUCGCCAAGCCCAGGAGCACACGCGCCGUUUAGAGGAGGAAGCCCGCAGACAGGAAGCGGCCAGUGCCCAUGACAGAAAGUUUAUUCAGGACCUACGGGCUCAAUUGGAACAGGAGAGGCGUCAGGGGGAGGACCUGGCAGCCAUGUUAGAACGUCUGCAAGGGCAGGUGCUGGAAGGGAAGCGCAGGCAAGCGGAGGAGGCAGAGCAGGAGGCACACAAGGAGCAGGAGGAAGUGAGGAGGCUCCGUGCAGCUCUGGAGGGCCUGCAGACUCAGAAAACAGAGGUCGGACGCACUCUAGAGGCAGAGCAAGAGAGAGCUGCUCAGUUACAAACGGAGUUGGAUGUGAUGAAGGAAAAGAUGAGAGUGGUGAAAGAGAGGGAGAGAGUGAGGGAGGAGCAGAUGGAGAGGCAGAGGAAACAGGAGCAGGUGGAAAAGGAGCGACGACAGGAACGCACCAAUGAGAAACUGUUGGAGUUGGAAGUGUUGCGUCAGAAGGAUCAGCAGCGGUUGAGGCAGCUACAGCAGACGCUGGCUGAUCUGAAGCAGAAAGAGAAACAGCUCACGUCAGAUCGCCUGCAGAGAGACACGCACGCCAAUGGCCUGACCUUUGGCCAGAAUGCACUCACAAACAUCCCUCAGGAUUCUACCUCCUCCACUCCCUCACUAAUGGAACGUUUGCUGAAGGAGAACACCGAGUUCUCCGAGUGUCUCGCUGCUCUGAGUGAGGAGAAGAUCUCCCUCAAACACACUAUAUCCUGUUUGGAGAGAGACCUGCAAAGCCUGAAACGCCAGGAGCAGGUGAAUUCUCCUGCUGUUACGGAGCAGUGCAUGUUAUCGGAGAAGCUGGCUUGGCAGAAGGAAAAAGCAACUCUUCAGGCUGCGCUGCGUAAAGCAGAGGCUGAACUGUCAAAAGUCACUGCUAGCAAUGAAAACAGACCCAACUAUGACCUCUCCAACAACAAGGUGCAGCGACUUUAUGAGAGAUACCUGCGAGCAGAGAGUUACAGGAAGUCUCUGGUUUAUCAAAAGCGUUAUCUGCUGUUGCUGCUGGGAGGGUUUCAAGAGUGUGAACAGGCUACUCUUGCGCUCAUCGCUCGUAUGGGUGCCCAGCCAACGUUGAGCCAAUCGCAGGUCUCCAGGCCUCUAAACCGCUUCAGAACGUCUGUCAGAGUAGUCAUCGCUAUCUCAAGACUGAAGUUCCUCACCAGGAAAUGGCAAAGAGCUACAAGGAAAUUCUCAGUAGGCAGUGCCAUAGUUAACGGGCGUGGAACAGGACCAAGCACAGUUCCUGCUUUGAGGACUGAAGUGCUGAGGCCACAGCAGACUGGAGUUGCGUUCAACUCUCCACCCACACGUGAUCAUGCCUUGGCUCAAAGGGGCGUGGCCUCGUCUCUGGUGCCGCCAAUCAAAUCACCCUUCAGACUGAAUCAUAGAAUGUACACAAGUCCAAUGCUGGGACCAGCUGAACGCUCCUUCAGCUCUACCCAAGAUCAAGAACGUUCCCUUACGGAGUAUAUCCAACAUUUGGAGACUGUCCAGCAGCGUCUGGGUGCCGGUUGUCCAGGUUCACCAUCAAUGCUUCCAUAUGCCAGAAAAUCUGAUCGAUGAAUGAAGAAAUCUUGUCACUAGUGCCAGUCUGUGUUUUACAUUCAUACAUUUUUAAUUGCCAUCUUUUUUGUAUGCUUUAUCAUUUUAGCUGAAACAUUGUCACCGAUAACGUGUUAUUUUGUUUUGCAACC